Parascedosporium putredinis is the source of this 1053-nucleotide messenger RNA. Lineage: Eukaryota; Fungi; Ascomycota; Sordariomycetes; Microascales; Microascaceae. The record is from the annotation of a GenBank genome assembly.
AUGGCCUGCUCGAAAUCCCGGCUGGACACGAGCGCCUUUUGCAACUUGCACGCCUGCCAAUAUUCCGGGUGCACCGCGUGCAAACGUGGCCUCGAGUCCGAUAAUGGCAUUCUCGGAGACGCCUGCGAAGAUCACACCUGCCAGGCCCAAGAGUGCCCGAGGUCUCGCCGACUCAAGAGGCCCUACUGCAGCGAGCACUCCUGCCAAUGGUCCGGCCGCCUCCCCUGCAACCAAGCCGUCGAAUCCGGCGCCGCGAUAGCGUGCCGAGACCACGUCUGCCGGUUCGUCGGCGGGUGCACGAGCGUCCGCAAGAUCAAGAGCAACAGCGAGGCCUGCGACGAACAUACUUGCGCCGCGCCCCGGUGCUACCAGGCCGUCGAGGUGAGGGGCAAGUACUGCACCGAGCACACCUGCCUGUGGGAUCCGUGCAGCAAGCGUACCGGCUACGAGGGCAGCCCGUACUGCGAGACGCACAAGUGCGAGAACGAGAGCUGCCCCGCGCCCGUGGCUUCCAAGAUUGACUGGUUUUGCGAGCACCACAAGUGCCGGUACAGCGGCUCCGACUGCCACGGGGCUGGUCCAAAUCGUCAACGGCUCGACGACAAGCACUGCGCCCUCGCCCGCAAACCCGGCAGCCAGUUUUGCCCCGAACAUUGCUGCAACAAGUGCAACGAGCCGAGGGACUCGCCCCAGAGCAAGAGCCCGCAAAAGGAUGCCCGGGGCCUCGACGGCGCGGUGCCGGCAACCAAAUCCAAGUCUAAAUCAGCCCAUUCGCCGGAUAACGCAGAGCUGGGGCUCACGGCUCUCCCUUUGAAAAACUUAGCCCUCGCAGCGCCGCCAGGAGGACAACGAGCGUUGGGGUUGAUCCCUGCUGCCUUCCGCAAAGACCCUAACAAUGCACGCGCGUAUGGCUACGGCUAUCGCGACGCGUGUCUUCACAUGGCCGGACUCAUGUCCAAUGAAAUAUCCAUGAUACGGCCUCUCUCACCGUCCCGACAUCUUGCCGAUAUUGAAGGGCCGAGGUUUACGAAUCUUGACGAGACGAGAGACUAA